Notechis scutatus (mainland tiger snake) is the source of this 1696-nucleotide messenger RNA. RefSeq names its product major histocompatibility complex class I-related protein 1-like. Gene Ontology annotation, biological process: immune response. Gene Ontology annotation, cellular component: external side of plasma membrane. The record is from RefSeq and is a predicted model, not a curated record. NCBI's taxonomy places the organism in Eukaryota, Metazoa, Chordata, Lepidosauria, Squamata, Elapidae.
AGCAGAAGGAUCCCGCGCGGGGGCUGGCGAUGGAGCUUUGGCGGGCGUUGCUGGCGUUGCUCUUCCUGCUGGGCUGCUCCGGCUCUUCCCACCACUCUCUGCACUAUGAUUACGUGGUGGUAUCCGAGCCCAGUGAGGGGCUGCCCCAGUUCUUCACGAUGGGCUAUCUGGAUGGACAGCUCAUCACUUACUAUGACAGCCAGAAGAAGGAGAAAAUACCAAAGGUGUCCUGGAUGAAGGAGGUGGAAAAGGAGGAUCCCAAAUAUUGGAAGGAUGGAAGCGACAUCUUGAAGGCCACCGAGCAAGUGUUACAAGAAGACCUGAGGAAUGUCCAACACCGCUACAAGCAGUAUAGAGGGUUUCACAUAUGGCAGACCACUUAUGGCUGUGAGCUCAGAGGAAACAGAAGCAUAAGAGGUUAUUCGCAAUAUGGCUACGACGGGAGGAGCUUCCUCAUCUUCAAUAAAGACACCCUGAGCUGGGUGGCUCUCGACCCCCAGGCCCAGAUCACCAAGAUGAAUUGGGAUGCUAAUCUGCGGUGGUCCCAGAGAAAUAAAUUCUACCUGGAGGAGGAAUGCAUUGAGUGGUUGAAGAAGUACCUCUCCUAUAGGAGGAAAGAGAUGCUGCCGUGGACAGAGCCCCCAGUGAUGACAAUGACCAGAAGGACAGAGGUGGAGGAUGAUGGGAUGGAGACGCAUGUCUGCCGCCUGGAUGGCUUCUACCCCAGGGAGAUCGAUGCCUCCUGGACGAGGGACGGGGAGGUCUGGCUGCAGGACACCUUCCAUGGGUCUGUGGUCCCCAACGCGGAUGGGACCUACCACUACUGGCUCAGCAUCCGGAUCGACCCCAAAGAGAGGUGCCGCUAUCGGUGCCACGUGGAGCACGACGGCCUGCAGGAGCCUCUGGAUAUGGCCCUGAAAGAACCAAAAUCCAACCUGGGGAUCAUCAUCAACUGCAUUGUGGUUGCUCUUGUCCUGGGGUGUGUGAUUGCUGGGAUCCUGGUAUUCUUCAAGAAACAUCAGGAUGGCUACAAAGCAGCAACAAGUGAGUGGGUUUUUUUUCUCCCCCUCUAGAGAUGUUAGCUCCAACCCAGAGCAGGGAUCAGGGGCACCAUCAGUUGAGGAGGGUGUAUGUUGUUCCUGUGAAUCCAAAUGCCACGAGUGACUCAUGAAGCUGGCAGAAGAUCGAGAACUAAGCUGAGGAGAAUGGGCCAGGCUGGUCUUGUGAGAGGAGACCCCAAGAAGAAACAUCUAAUAUGAGAAACUCUUGAAACCAUGAGAAGACUUGGCUGAGUGGAAGAUCCCUCUGAUGGAGAAAUUGCUCUUGAUUUCUAAGUAGGCGGACAGGAAAGGCCUGGCCAUUAUAUGAUCAGGAAGCUUCAUAAAAGUACUGAUCAAAAAGAAGCAUUUUGAGAGAAAAAGAGCUUUGGUGGACGCCAGCUGGAUCUCCUCCUGGUCUCUCCCACCAAAAGGCUCUCUUUAAGUAUGAACUGAUUGGAAAAAAAAUAACUUUGGAUCCAUCUGUAUUGUCAAGGAAUUGCAUAGCACCUUUCCAGGUAAUGUCACUGACACAAACUUGUAUAUAUAUAUUUCCAAUUUACAGUAGCCUUUGUCAUCAUCCAGAAAGGAAAAAAACUCAAGAUAGUCAGGGUACAGAGGAAUAUCAUGAGGCAAAUUAAAACAGUAUACAGAAGACA